Brachypodium distachyon (stiff brome) is the source of this 2226-nucleotide messenger RNA. RefSeq names its product probable apyrase 1. The coding region runs from base 453 to 1907 and encodes 484 amino acids. The transcript has 9 exons. Gene Ontology annotation, biological process: nucleoside diphosphate catabolic process. The record is from RefSeq and is a predicted model, not a curated record. Gene Ontology annotation, cellular component: membrane. Gene Ontology annotation, molecular function: nucleoside diphosphate phosphatase activity. NCBI's taxonomy places the organism in Eukaryota, Viridiplantae, Streptophyta, Magnoliopsida, Poales, Poaceae.
CUCGUUGGUCCUAGGGCCCCCGGUAUUUCCCGUCACGUUUCACCUCGUCUCUCUCCCCUCGCUCCGCACCCCCCUCUUGGCCAGAGCCCGGCGCACGAGAGUCCUUCCCUCCAAUCCAACCAAGCAAAUUCGUCACUCAAUUCACCACUUCGCCGCUCCGAUCGCAAUGCCGCCCCGGAGUCAAACCCAACGGUCGCCGUGAGCCACGACAGAGAGAUACCCCGCACGCUGAUUUGCGCGACCCACCCCCCAACGCUCCGCAAGGCCGCACGCGGCGGCCGCCCCGACCGGACGCCCUGGAGCCGGCGCAGCAGGAGGCGGUGAAGCCGUCCCCGACCAACGGCCGCAUCCGCUACCGGUCGCCCUCGGCGGCCGAUCUGCUCCCCGUCGACGACCUCACCGCUGGCCCCUCUGCUGCUGACGCCGCGGCGGCUACUGCGGUGGCCGCCAGGAUGCGGCGCUUCUCGACCCCUGGCGCGCGGCAGCAGCAGGGGGAGGCCGUGUCCGACCGCGUCCACCGCUACCGCGGGGUGCUGAUGGUGGUGCUCGCGCCGGUGCUCCUCAUCUCGUUCGUGCUCCUCCUCAUGCCGCGGCCCCCGCCCUCCGUCACCGCGAGGGCCUCCACUGGGCUCGUCGCCGUUGGUGGCAGGAGGUGGGGGCCCCAGGCCGUGGGCGGAGUUGGUGAUGGAUCGAACAGGUAUGCGGUGAUAUUUGACGCCGGGAGCUCCGGGAGCCGCGUGCACGUCUACUGCUUCGACGCCAACUUGGAUCUUGUUCCUAUAGGGAAUGAGAUCGAGCUGUUCAAGCAGCAAAAACUGGGCCUGAGUGCUUAUGCCAAGGAUCCACAGGAGGCUGCUGAGUCACUCGUUUCUCUUCUAGAGGAAGCUGAAAAAGUAGUUCCUGUAGAAUUGCGUGAGCAGACACCUGUUAGGGUUGGGGCCACUGCAGGUCUCAGAGCAUUAGGAACUGAAAGGUCUGAUGAAAUUUUGCAAGCGGUUAGGGAUCUUCUUCGUGACAAGAGUUCUUUCAAAUCCCAACCAGAUUGGGUCACUGUUCUAGAUGGAUCUCAGGAAGGUGCAUUCCAGUGGGUUACCAUCAACUAUCUGUUGGAGAAAUUGGGAAAGCCUUACUCGCACACAGUUGGAGUGGUUGAUCUAGGAGGUGGUUCUGUCCAAAUGGCUUAUGCUAUCUCGGAAAAGGAUGCAGCAAAGGCUCCUGAAGUUUCAGAUGGUGAAGAUUCAUAUGUGAAGAAACUGGUACUCAAGGGAACAACAUAUUAUCUUUAUGUUCACAGUUAUUUGCAUUAUGGUUUGCUGGCGGCUAGAGCAGAGAUCUUAAAAGCUGGUGAAAGCAACGAUUACAGCAACUGUAUGUUGGACGGAUAUCAUGGGAAAUACAAAUAUGGUGAUGAUACAUUUGAGGCAUCAGGUUCAUCUAGUGCCAGUUAUUCCAAGUGCAGGGCUAUUGCAGUGAGUGCUCUUAAAGUUGAUGAACCGGCAUGUACUCACAUGAAAUGCACCUUUGGUGGUGUGUGGAAUGGUGGUGGUGGAGAUGGACAGAAGAAUCUUUUUGUAGCAUCGUUUUUCUUUGAUAGGGCUGCUGAGGCUGGAUUUGUAAACCCGAAGGCAGCAGUUCCUAAGGUUAAACCAUCAGACUUUGAAGAAGCUGCACGGCGUGUUUGUAAAUUGAAUGUGAAGGAGGCACGUGCCACAUACCCUGAUGUUUCAGAGGAUAACAUUCCAUACCUUUGCAUGGAUCUUGUGUACCAGCACACAUUACUUGUGGAUGGAUUCGGUGUGGAUCCCUAUCAAGAUAUUACGUUGGUAAAGAAGGUGCCUUAUGGAAAUUCAUUUGUGGAAGCAGCAUGGCCCCUUGGCAGUGCCAUUGAGGUUGCAUCUUCAUCAUAGGCAGAAAUCAGCUCGGCAGUAACUUACUGAACAGACCCCAGCAUAUAGUUUUGGCUUAGCUUACCUUACCAAUCGGGAAUAGUGAGUUUAGAUCCUAAGUUUGAUGUUAGGAUUUUUGUUUACCCCUUGAUUCACCAUUUCUUCUCCAUCUUCCAUUCUAUUUAUUUAGCAUUUAAAUACAUUAACGUAUACAAGAGUAUAGCUUGGAGUUGCCCCGUGCGACCAUUUGAAGAUCUAUUUUUUGUACUAAUGAAAGCCAGAUCAGAAACUUCGCAAUCCUUUUGGACUUCGAUGCAGAUGCAUAAUUUUUUUGUUAUCA